CUCCUCCAAACGCCCCAAACCUUGUCCCCAACCCCACUGCCAGAUGCUGCCCAGGCCAUCGCCCCCGCCCACUCCCACGCCUCCACCAAUGGCAGUCGUCACACCGGUUUGUGGCGCACUUCAACGGCUGAUUGUGACGAUGUCGUGCCGCAUUUUGCACCCGAUUGUUGACGACCCGAUUGUUUUGGUGGCCCCGCAAGGCCACCUCUCCGGUAUUAUAUAUGUAAGACGGCUUCCCGUAAUCUGCUUGCCACACCAGUCCAACUCUCUACUUUCGUUAACACCAUGCAAUUUGCCGUCCUCACUCUCGCCAUGGCUGCGUCUGCCAGUGCCUACUACCUUCCCACCAACAGCUCCAGCGCCAUUUCCGUGGCUUCCAGCUCCUGGCCUGAGUCUGAGUUGACCACCAAGCUCACCACCGUGACUGUCGAUAAUGUUGUUUCGGUUUACACCACUGUGUGCCCCAUCACCGAAGCCGAGGCUUCUGCCACCCCAGCAGCCACCCCAGCAGCCACUGCUCCAGUCACCACUGCUGCUGCCCCAGCACCAUCCUCUGUAGCUGCCGUUCUAGCCUCCUCCGACGAAGACGUCACUUAUACCACUCAAAUCUUUGUCACCACCACUGCCGGACCAGCCAACGAAGCCAGUGCCACAGACGUAAACUCCCAACCCACUACUGUCUGGCCUGAGUCCUCUGCUGCUCCCGUUGUGUCUUCUGCUGGUCCUCCAUACCCUCUCAACUCCACCGUUAUUAUUUACAAGACUGCUCCAUACACCAAUGGCUCUGUUCCUACUAAUGGCACUGCUCCUGCCGUCCCAGCCACUGCUGCUCCAGGCUCUGUUUACCUCUCUUCUGCUGCUCCAGCUCCUGCUCCUGCUGCCACUGCUGCUGCUCCUGCUGCUGCUGCUCCUGCUGCUUCUUCUGCUGCUCCAGCUGCUCCUGCUCCAGCUGCUUCUUCUGCUGCUCCUGCUGCUCCAGCCCCAACUGCCAACGCUGCUGCACCAGCCCCAGAAUCCUCUGCUGCCCCAGCUGCCCCAGCCACUACUCUCUCCAGCGUUUCUGCUUCUCCUUCUGCUGCCUCGCCAGCCAUCGUCACUUACGAGGCAGGUGCCAACAUCUUGGGCCAGUCUGUCUACGCCUUGGCUUUGAUUCCAUUGGCCUACUUGAUUUAGAUGAAUAUUGUAGAAUUAUUUAAUCGAUCAUAAUAGACACCCACACAGAAAAUGAAGCCAUUCACCCGAUCUUUGUAAGAAGGUUAGCACAAACAGCUUUGGUAAGUUUCCCUCUUUGGACGUCCUUGCAAUGUAGAAACUAUAACAAAAUCAAGUUUAGAGUAAUGAAAAAGGUUUGGGAUGGGAUAGCCGACGUAUAACUUUCUAUUUCGACUGUGCCUUAUGGUAUUAGCAACAUAACAAAGACUCAGUGAGCCUCGACACUUCUAACUAAUGAUAAAUUACCCUUACGUACCUAUGCCAGAUAAUUAUCGAGCCACGGCUUAAAUUUAGGUCAUGACCUAGCAGUCCUCUGCCAUACGUAACUUGCCACAUAACAUAUUCCCUUCGAUAUUAAAAAUUAACUGCGUUU
Messenger RNA from Suhomyces tanzawaensis NRRL Y-17324, 1585 nucleotides. RefSeq lists its product as uncharacterized. Lineage: Eukaryota; Fungi; Ascomycota; Pichiomycetes; Serinales; Debaryomycetaceae. Bases 286 to 1173 code for a protein of 295 amino acids. The record is from RefSeq and is a predicted model, not a curated record. The transcript has a single exon.